AAUAUGUCCAACUAAAUGCCGAACAUUACUAACACUCAUCCCAUCCUCUAUCUUCACUUCUUACAACUUUUUAUUUCUUUCUUCCUUCAAUACUUUCUUAUUUCCAUGUCUGAUUAAAAAAAAAAAAAAAGGUAGUGUUUGAUCAUAAUUAAGUUGAAGAUUAAAGAUCAAAAUCAUGGAUGUUCUUAAUUCUUUGAUGAAUUUUGUGGUACCUCCGGCAAGCUUGGUAAUGCUAGCUAUGGCAUGGCCAACUUUAAGUUUUAUAAAUGCAUGUGAAUGGGUUUAUGGCUUGUUUUCCUACGAGAAUAUGGAAGAUAAAGUUGUCAUCAUUACUGGAGCGUCCUCUGGACUUGGCGAGCAAAUCGCUUAUGAGUAUGCAAAAAGAGGAGCCAUCCUUGUGCUAGUUGCACGAAGAGACACAAGGCUUCGUGGGAUAAGUGAGAAUGCAAGACAGAUGGGUGCAAAGCAUGUCAUGAUUGUGGCUGCAGAUGUGGUGAAAGAAGAUGAGUGUCGCAGGUUCAUAAAUGAAACAAUGACCUUUUACGGUCGUGUUGAUCAUUUAGUGAAUGCUACAAGUUUGGGUCAUACAUUCUAUUUUGAAGAAGCGAAUGACACGUCCGUAUUUCCUCAUUUGAUGGAUAUAAACUUUUGGGGAAAUGUUUACCCUACUUACGUAGCUCUUCCCUACCUACGACAAACCAGAGGUCGAAUCAUUGUUAAUGCUUCUGUUGAGAACUGGUUUCCUUUGCCUAGAAUGAGCUUGUACUCUGCAGCAAAGUCUGCUUUGGUGAACUUUUAUGAAACAUUGAGACUUGAGGUAAAAGAGGAUGUAGGAAUAACAAUUGCAACCCAUGGAUGGAUUGGGACAGAUGUUACAAGAGGAAAGUUGAUGGUAGAUAAUGGCGCGGACAUGCAAUGGAGAGAAGAAAGAGAGGUACAAUCUAGUAGUGAGGCAGUGGAUGAUUUUGCGAAGCUAAUAGUAGCAGGUGCAUGCCGUGGAGAUCCUUAUGUGAAGCAUCCUAGUUGGUAUGAUGCAUUCCUUCUUUACAAGGCAUUUGCACCAAAGGUUCUAGGCUGGACAUUUCGCCUUUUAUUGGGCGCCGAUAGUAGUAGGAAAACUUCACUGGUUGGUGUAGGCAGGCCCUUGUUGGAAUCUGCUUCUCCUAAAAAACCAUCCAGUCCAAUGACAGGUUCAAGGCUCGCAUAUGCACCACAACAGAUGAAAGUGGAAUAAGAGAAGUCUUUAGGGAUUUAUACAUGUUAUUUGGUUUCUUUGAGGUUGCUAUUUGGUCUUGAAUUUGACAAUAACCAUGUUUUGCUGAGGGACAUGCAUCAACUUGUAUUUUGUGAAAGAGAGACAGAAUUUGUUUUCUUUUCCUAUAAACAGGCCUUCUUAACCUUAUCAAAAUCCCCAUGGAAAAUUUUGAAAUUUGGAUAA
This is a messenger RNA of Beta vulgaris subsp. vulgaris (sugar beet), 1438 nucleotides long. Its product is annotated as 11-beta-hydroxysteroid dehydrogenase B. Gene Ontology annotation, molecular function: oxidoreductase activity. The coding region runs from base 176 to 1234 and encodes 352 amino acids. The transcript is spliced from 6 exons. NCBI's taxonomy places the organism in Eukaryota, Viridiplantae, Streptophyta, Magnoliopsida, Caryophyllales, Amaranthaceae. The record is from RefSeq and is a predicted model, not a curated record.